AUGGCUGCUAUUGGUGGUGUAUUAUCGGGUGUGAAUCCUUUCGUAUACAAUUCAAGCUCGCCAUUAACGCUGUUUCUAUUUCAAGCAUGUCUAAUCCUGGCAACUUGCAACCUUAUUAAUAUUCCAUUUUCUAGGAUUCGUCAACCUAAGGUGAUAUCCGAAGUUAUCGCUGGUGUUAUUCUUGGACCAACCGUUUUUGGUCAAAUUCCAAACUACACCAAGACAGUUUUCCCAGCAUCGUCGAUUCCAGGCCUAACGCUAGUGGCAAAUUUAGGAAUUAUCCUUUUCAUGUUUUUUCUUGGAUUAGAAGUCGAUACAGAAUUUAUUAAGAAGCAUUUAAAAACAGCGAUAUCGAUUGGUUUGGUGACGUUAGCGGUUCCAUUUGGGUUCGGAUGUCUUCUAGCUAUUCCUUUGUUUCAUGCGUAUGGGAACCCCUCAGAUUCUGUUAGAGAGGUAAAAUUUACUGUAUUCAUGGUUUUCAUUGCCGUUUCUCUAGCUGUUACCGCCUUUCCGGUGCUUUGUCGAAUCUUAAAUGAGUUACGUCUGAUAAAGGAUAGAGCAGGUAUUGUUGUUUUAGGUGCAGGCAUCAUAAACGAUAUAAUGGGUUGGGUUUUAUUGGCAUUAAGUGUGAUAUUAUCAAAUUCAGAAUCAAGUCCAGUGAAUACCGUUUACAUUCUUCUUUGUACGUUUGGUUGGUUUUUGGUGUAUUUUUAUCCAUUAAAGUAUAUUUUAAAAUGGGCACUUAUAAGGACUCAUGAAUUGGAUAGAACAAAACCUUCUACGUUUGCUACAAUGUCUAUCCUUUUUAUAAUGUUCAUUUCCGCAUAUUUCACAGACAUCAUUGGUGUUCAUCCUAUUUUUGGUGCUUUUAUUGCCGGUUUGGUGGUGCCAAGGGAAAACCAUUAUGUUGUCAAGCUAACAGAAAGAAUGGAGGAUAUCCCCAAUAUUGUUUUCAUUCCAAUUUAUUUUGCAGUGGCAGGACUAAACGUUGAUCUGACAUUACUAAACGAAAGAAGAGACUGGGGAUACGUUUUUGCAACUAUUGGUAUAGCAAUCGCAACCAAAGUUGUAUCAGGUACAAUAAUGGCAAAGAUACAUGGACUUUUCUGGAGAGAAUCGGCCGCAGUUGGGGUAUUAAUGUCUUGUAAAGGUAUUGUUGAAAUUGUCGUCCUAACCGUCGGGUUAAAUGCGGGCAUAAUUAGCAAAAAGAUUUUUGGUAUGUUCAUUCUGAUGGCAUUGGUCUCUACCUUUGUCACAACUCCACUGACUCAAUUAGUUUAUCCAACUUCAUACCGAAUGCAAGUUAACGAAUAUAUCAGGACGAAAGAAAAUAAAAAAGAAGAUACAGAGAUACUGGAUAAUCAAGAUGUUGAAAAUGAAGAUAACGGAGAAUUUCCAUUGACUUCCUUCUCAGAUAUUAAUGAUUUCCAUUUCACAGAAGUUAUCAAUGUAAUUAACACUACUGAAUCAAUAUCGCCCUCUUUGGAGGUAAUAAAUCUUUUAAUGAUUGGGAAAAUGAUCGGGAGGCCGGAAACAUCUGAUAGAAAUAAGGAUUUGAGUAGAAUUUCUACUGGAUCUACUCUGAGAUCAGGAACUCAUAAAUUAAAAAAACUAUCAUGGAUAUUGACCAAAAAUGCUGAUGAUAAUGACACUGCUUUAUCUGUAAUAGAAGAGAAGCCAUGUGGAUUCGAAACCGCAACUCCCCUCAAGGCAAUCCAUUUAAGAUUGUUAACAGAAAGAACGACCGAUUUAUUACAAUCAUCAUCUUUGUAUAACGAUGAUCCAUAUUUUACAGCCAAUACAGACCCUAUUUUGCAAAUUUUUGAUAUUUUUUCGAGACUAAGCAAAAUUCAGUUUUCGAGUGAAGUAAUAUUUUCUACCAUGCGAGAAAAGGCCACAAACAUUGCUUCAAUCGCCCUGAAAAAAUCGGAUCUUGUGUUACUACCUCUUAAUGGAGCUUCAUACAAUACUUCAAGCAAUUUUAAUAACGUUGAGGAAAAGUAUAACAAUUUUGAACACAUCUACUCACAUUUGUUGGGAUUAAAUGAACUACCAUCAAAUUUUUUUAAAGUUCUCGCAGCGGAUUUGAAGACGAAUAUCCUUAUGUCAAUCUCUAACUCUGGUGGAAGGCUCAAUGUUGAUCGUUUUAAGAAAAAAUCUCUGAAUUUACUAUUACCCAAUCCUAAUCUGGCUUCAUCUGACUUCUUGGCUCUCUAUUUACUCUUACUGAUGUGCCAUAGAGGAAAACAGGCAACAGAUUCAACAAACUCGACGAUAUUCGUGAACUCUAAGAACUUGCAGUUCGAAGAAAGCUUAUCAAAUAUGUUUGUUAAAAAUGGUUGGUCUCACGAGUCUUUAAUUCGAGUCGUUCCUAUUGAUGUUGAACAGAAACCCGAUAAUCUUGUUCCACAAGUUCCAUUUAUCGAGUCGGUCCUCGAUAAUACAGAAUUAGCACUUGAGGAUGGUGAUCUUGAAGAAGCAUCGUUUAUUAUUCCUGAGAAUUAUCUUGAAGAAGAAAAUCCAUUUUCUUUUGAAACUAAGGAAACGAUUUUAAAGGGUGCAAAUAAAAGAUUUAAUGUUAUGAUUGUCCAUCGUUAUCAUGACGUUACUACUGUUGCUUCCUCUUCUUUGGAACUGUGA
This is a messenger RNA of Naumovozyma castellii, 2640 nucleotides long. RefSeq names its product Kha1p (gene KHA1). The record is from RefSeq and is a predicted model, not a curated record. NCBI's taxonomy places the organism in Eukaryota, Fungi, Ascomycota, Saccharomycetes, Saccharomycetales, Saccharomycetaceae. The coding region runs from base 1 to 2640 and encodes 879 amino acids. The transcript has a single exon.